Molecule: messenger RNA, 222 nt
Organism: Blastocystis hominis
Lineage: Eukaryota; Bigyra; Opalinata; Blastocystidae
Exons: 5
Coding region: 1-222 (73 amino acids)
Biological process (GO): translation; protein-RNA complex assembly
Cellular component (GO): ribosome; cytosolic large ribosomal subunit
Molecular function (GO): structural constituent of ribosome
Source: RefSeq, a predicted model, not a curated record
AUGGGACCCAAGCAAAUUAAGGAUGUUCGUGACUUCAUCGCCGUUGCUAGAAGAAAGGACGCGAGACAGAUCAAGAUUAAGAAGGGAACCGCUGGAGAAACCAAGUUCAAGGUGCGAUGCAGCAAGUACCUUUACACCUUGAUUGUGAAGGAGCAGGCUAAGGCUGAUAAGCUGCGUAAGACCCUUCCUCCUGGUAUCACUGUUAUCAACAUUGAUAACUAA